AUGGGUGUCCCAGCCCUAUUCCGAUGGCUUACGAAAAAGUAUCCCAAGAUCAUUUCCCCUGUCAUUGAAGAACAGCCCGUUGAAAUCGAUGGAGUAACAUACCCUGUCGACACAACCAAACCCAAUCCCAAUGGAGAAGAAAUGCACAAUCUCUAUCUUGAUUUCAACGGUAUCGUGCAUCCUUGCUCUCAUCCCGAGAACAAACCUCCUCCUGUGGACGAGAGUGAGAUGAUGCUCGAGAUUUUCAAGUACACAGAUCGCGUCGUGAACAUGGUCCGCCCACGCAGACUUCUCAUGAUCGCCAUUGACGGUGUCGCUCCCAGAGCCAAAAUGAAUCAACAACGAGCUCGACGUUUCCGGUCGGCCCGAGACGCAAAAGAGGCGGAUGAACAAAAAGCAGAGUUUCAAGCUUUAUUGCGUCAGCAGAAUCAGGGUAAAUCAGAGGAAUCAACAGUCGAAGAAGUAAUCAAAAAAACAUGGGAUAGUAAUGUCAUUACUCCUGGAACGCCUUUCAUGUUCAUUCUUGCCAAAUCCAUCCGAUACUGGGUACAAUGGAAACUCAACACUGAUCCAGCUUGGGCUGAAUUGAAAGUUGUCAUCUCUGAUGCCAGUGUCCCAGGUGAAGGUGAGCAUAAGAUUAUGCAAUUCGUUCGUUCUCAACGCUCCGAUCCUGAAUAUGAUCCAAACACAAGACAUGUCAUGUACGGCCUGGAUGCCGAUCUCAUCAUGCUUGGUAUUGCAACCCAUGAGCCACAUUUCCGUGUUCUUCGAGAAGAUGUCAAUAUCAGAGAUGCCAAAGCCAAAACCUGCAGACUGUGCGGUCAACAAGGGCACUAUGCAGAAAAUUGCAGAGGCAAUGCAAAAGCAAAGUCUGGUGAUUUUGAUGAAAAAGGAACAGUUGAAGAAUUGAAGCCCUUCAUCUGGCUCCAUGUUCCCAUUUUACGUGAGUAUCUUGGUGCAGAGAUGUUCGUCCCUGGUCAAUCAUUUCGUUUUGAUCUUGAACGUGCUCUUGAUGAUUGGGUCUUCAUGUGCUUCUUCGUCGGAAACGACUUUUUACCCCAUCUUCCCAGUCUCGAUAUCCAUGAAGAUGGCAUAGAUAAGCUCAUUGCUAUCUGGAGAGAUAAUAUUCCCGUCAUGGGUGGUUAUUUGACCUGUGAUGGCAACGUUGACCUUGCACGUGCUCAGGUCAUUCUCGAAGGACUUGCCAAGCAGGAAGAUGCCAUCUUCAAGCGCAGAAAGGAGAUGGACGACAAAAGAGAACGUAACCAACAACGCCGUGAUCAACAGAACAAUUCUUCCAGAGGUGGCCGAUUUCAGCAAGAUCAGCGCUCGUCAAAGAAACGCCGGAGCUCACCAGAUUACACGAAAGGUAGCCGACCGGACGCACGAGUCCCGACAGGACCUGUUGAAACCUUUGAAGCCGGCAACUUUCCGGCCUUGACAUACAAUGAUAUCAUCAAUAGACAGAACAUUGACAGAUCAACCACAACCAAUAAAAGUGCAGCUGCCAUCUUGAAAGAGCAAAUGCUUGCCAAGAAGGCGGCAGAAGCAUCAGCAAAGAAUGGUGUCAAUGGCAAUGGUGUUGAUCAAACUACAGAUCAAUCCGAUGGACUUUUGAGUGCUCUGGGUAAGCGCAAGGCGGAGCUCAUGGAAGAAGAGUCUGAAAGUGGAACUCCUGGUCGUAACACACCCAUCGAAAAGCCCAAAGUCAAGUUUGACCCAAAUGAUCCGCCACCAGAUACUGUUCGCUUGUGGGAAGAUGGUUAUGCUGAUCGUUACUACGAACAAAAGUUCCAUGUUUCCCCACAAGACAUAGAAUUUCGCCACAAAGUUGCGAGGUCAUAUGUCGAAGGGUUGGCCUGGGUAUUGCUUUACUACUUCCAAGGAUGCGCUUCUUGGACCUGGUACUAUCCAUAUCACUAUGCACCAUUUGCUGCCGACUUUGUCGAUUUGGACAAGAUGACCAUCAAGUUCGAGAAAGGAAAGCCUUUCAAACCCUACGAGCAGUUGAUGGGUGUGUUGCCAGCGGCAUCCAAUCACGCAAUCCCGCCUGCAUUUCAUCCCCUCAUGACCGAGCCAGACUCUGACAUUAUCGAUUUCUACCCUGAAGAGUUCGAGCUUGACGCAAAUGGGAAGAAGCAGUCAUGGAAGGCCAUCGUGCUUCUUCCCUUCAUUGACGAGAAGCGUCUUCUUAGCGCCAUGGGAACCAAAUACCCGCUCCUGACCGACGAAGAAAAGGCCAGAAAUGAGCUUGGUAGUGACGCUUUGCUGGUGGCGGACCAAAAUCCACUCUAUGACGAUUUGGCUCUUCAUUUCUAUUCCAAGAAGAAGACUGAUGGUCCUGUGAAGCUGAACGUACGCAAAGGACGACUUGCUGGUACCGCAACAAAGAAUGAAGAUUUCCUUCCCCACAUGGACCUAAUCGGACCAGAAGAGGAUAUCAAGCUCGAACCAGCCGUUGAUGAUGAUCGCUCUUUGAAUGUCCAUUUCACGAUGCCGCCACCCACACAUGUCCACAAGAGUAUGCUGUUCCCUGGUGUAGUCUUACCGCCACCAGCACUGAACAAUGGCGAUCUAGCCAUGCUCCGAUCAAAGGCGAGGAACUCGGGCAGAGAUUUCGGAGGCGCGCCAUUGUACGACAACAACAGACAUGGCAAUGAGCAGCCAAAUCGAAAUGGUCGUAUUAGCUACGCCGUCAAUCGACCUCCAAUGAAUUCCGAGCCUCCUCCUCCACCAGGAUACGCCAAUGGCAAUCCAUUUGCUGCUUUGCUUGAUCCUCGAUAUGCUCCAGGAGUUCCACCUCCGCCUCAACACUAUGGUGGUCAACAAAAUUAUGAUCGCAGCUUUAGCAAUGGCCAGACUGGACAGCAAGGAGGAUACAACAAUUAUCACGACCAACGCCAAGGUCCACCUGAGCAAGCUUAUUAUGGAGGUCAACAAGGACAGAAUCAGUACCGUGGACAAUAUCAACAAGGAGGACAUCAAAAUGGAGGACGAAGUGUAAGUGAUGGCCACUACGGUGAUCAACAUCGUGGCAGAGAUGAUCGUAGAGGUAAUGGAAACUAUAGUGGAGGUGGUGGAUAUGGUCAAGGUUCAUAUGCCCGUCGAUGA
Molecule: messenger RNA, 3111 nt
Organism: Exophiala bonariae
Lineage: Eukaryota; Fungi; Ascomycota; Eurotiomycetes; Chaetothyriales; Herpotrichiellaceae
Gene: RAT1
Product: 5'-3' exoribonuclease 2
Exons: 2
Coding region: 1-3111 (1036 amino acids)
Biological process (GO): nucleobase-containing compound metabolic process
Cellular component (GO): nucleus
Molecular function (GO): nucleic acid binding; zinc ion binding; 5'-3' RNA exonuclease activity
Source: RefSeq, a predicted model, not a curated record